GACAACUACCACAAUUCCGGUCACAACAACCACAGCUGCUUCGACUAUAACAACAGCAGCAACCAACACAAUCACAGGAGCUACCACCACAACCACUACUGCUCCUACUACAACCACAGCUCUUGUCAUGACAACCACAGAUGCUCCAACUACAACCACAAUUGGAGUCACAACAUCCACAGUUUCUCCCACAACAAUCACAGCUGCUGCCACAACAACCACAGAUGCUCCAACUACCACAACAAAUGGAGUCACAACCACAGUUUCUCCCACAACAACCACAGGUGCUGCAACUACAACCACAGGUCCUGCUACGGUCAACACAGCAGGCAUCACAACUACCACAGAUUCUCAGUCAACAACCACAGCUGCUCCAACUACAACCACAGCUACAACACCAACAACAGCUGCUGCCACGACAACCACAGAUGCUCCAACUACAACAACAAAUGGAGUCACAACAUCCACAGUUUCUCCCACAACAACAACAGCUGCUUUCACAACAACCACAGGAGCUGCCACCACAACCCCUACUACAUCCAUAGCUCCUGUCAUGACAACCACAUAUGUUCCAACUACAACCACAAAUGGAGUCACAACAUCCACAGUUUCUCCCACAACAAUCACAGCUGCUGCCACAACAACCACAGAUGCUCCAACUACAACCACAAAUGGAGUCACAACAUCCACAGUUUCUCCCACAACAACCACAGCUGCUGCCACAACAACCACAGGUGCUGCCACCACAACCACAGGUGCUGCUACGGUCACCACAGCAGGCAUCACAACUACCACAGUUACUCAAUCAACAACCACAGCUGCUCCAACUACAACCUCAACUACGUCCAUGGUGACCACCACAGUUCCUGCCAUGACAACGACACCUGCAACUGCUGCAGCAGCCACCACAACCACAGUUGCUGCAACAAUGACCACAGCUGCUCCAACUACAACCACAGCUACUGCUGCAACCACAACCACAGCUGCCCCCACGACCACCACAGCUGGCAUGACGACUACCACAAUUCCGGUCACAACAACCACAGCUUCCUCGACUACAACAACAGCAGCAACCACCACAAUCACAGGAGGUGCCACCACAACACCUACUGCUCCUACUACAUCCAUAGCUCCUGUCAUGACAACCACAGAUGCUCCAACUACAACCACAAAUGGAGUCACAACAUCCACAGUUUCUCCCACAACAACCACAGCUGCUGCCACAACAACCACAGAUGUUGCCACCACAACCACAGGUGCCGCCACCACAACCACAGGUGCCGCCACCUGCUCCAACUACAACCUCAACUACGUCAAUGAUGACCACCACAGCUCCUGCCAUGACAACGACACCUGCAACUGCUACAGCAGCAACCACAACCACAGUUGCUGCAAUACCAACAACAACAGCUGCUCCAACUACAACCACAGCUACUGCUGCAACUGCAACCACAGCUGCCCCCACGACCACCACAGCUGA
Oncorhynchus nerka (sockeye salmon) is the source of this 1480-nucleotide messenger RNA. Its product is annotated as mucin-5AC-like. The record is from RefSeq and is a predicted model, not a curated record. The coding region runs from base 128 to 1480 and encodes 450 amino acids. Lineage: Eukaryota; Metazoa; Chordata; Actinopteri; Salmoniformes; Salmonidae. The transcript has 2 exons.